AUGGUACAGACACAGAUGACUUCUUAUGGUCAAUAUACACAGAAUGGCGAGCAUGCACAAACUUGUGCUCAACAACGGACUGACCAGAAGGAUAUCAUCACAAUCACUGCUCCAGUAGUCACCAGUAAUGGCGUAGAGCAACAAACCCAAACAGAUUUUGAACCAGCUGUGUCGUUACUAAUCCCUGGUCAACACGGAGGCACUGACACAUCUAAGUCAAACCAGCCAAAACGUCUUCAUGUCAGUAACAUCCCUUUUCGAUUCAGAGAUCCUGAUCUUAGGCAGUUGUUUGGGCAAUUUGGGCCAAUUUUAGAUGUUGAAAUCAUUUUUAAUGAGAGAGGUUCAAAGGGAUUCGGUUUUGUAACAUUCGCAAGUAGCGCGGAUGCUGAUCGUGCACGAGAGCAAUUGAACGGCACCGUGGUUGAGGGACGCAAAAUAGAGGUUAAUCAUGCUACAGCCAGAGUACAAACAAAGAAAGUCCCCACUUUUCCUAAUGUGGCUGCUUUACGUGGUGUAGCAAUUCAAAGAGGUAGAGCACGAGGGGCUUUUGCCACAGCCUUUGCCAGACACCCUUCUCCAUUAAGUGCGGUUGCAGCAGCUACAGCCUUGCAUGGGUAUACCCCCAGUAUUUAUCAGGAUCCUUUCCUCGCUUAUGCUGGAGCAGAGAGGUUUCAGUUGCCUGCCACAUAUGCAGCUACUGCAGCUUACACAGCUGCUGCUGCUAGAAGUUAUGCUGCUGCUGCAGCUGCUGCCGCUGCUCAGCCUGUAGCAUCAUAUGCUACUGUGGCAGGCACUCCAUCCUUGUAUUACAGUUAUGGACGGGACUACACAGAUCCUUAUCUUGGGCACAGCAUAGGACCUAUGUCAGGCUACCAGGCUGCUGUUUACAGAAGUGGAUAUAAUCGAUUUACACCGUAUUAGAAGAUUAUCAGCCUAAUAUUUUCAUAGGUGGGAAAAGAGUGGAUUUUUAGAGGAAAUCUUCUUACUUUGGUAAAUGUAAGGAUACAAGUUAAACAAAUAACAGACAUCAAGAAAGGAUUAUUUAUCACAUCGACUGCACAAGAUAUUGUGGCUAAUAUAGCCAUAUAACUGAACAUAUUCGCACAUACUUUAGUUUGGUUUUAUUUAAUCCUUGCUCAAUCUCGCAUGAGAUCUGAUGAUAAUAUUUUGAUCUGAUACAUAACAAUUGACCGUGACUGUGCUAAAGUGAAAUAAUAGGCUUAGUUCUAAGCAUGAUGUUAUCGUACUCUGUACAAUGAUUGCACCCUUAAUCUAGUCAGAAAAGUCAGAUUUAUUUGAGUUAUUUACAGUCAGAAGUACAAAAUGAGAUCUUAUAUAUUAUAACGAAAUUUUUUCUUCUCUUGAAAGAAUUACUCUUGUGACAAACUACAUAAAAGAAGUAAUUAUUUUAUGUAAACAAAUCAUGUAAAAUGUAAAAUUGAAAUAUUUAGAAUGAUUUUAUGAGAUUUACAAUCGAUACUGAUUCUUUACCUUGUUAUUCAUAUUAGAGAGAAUGUUUUUUUUGUUUUGAAGUAUGGGAAAUUUUAUUUCUCAUUCAUUGUAUUUGAAGGACUAGCAAAUAAUAUUUUCUGGAGUAUUGUAGAAUGAAAUUUAAGGCACAACCUUCAAUCUGUGAAUUGUAAGAGUGUAUUAUUGUGAUACAGAUGGCCUAGUUCUGCACUUAUGAAUCCCAUAUGAAGAGGUCCUAAAAGAUUUCUUAGAAAUUAGCUUUAUAUCCUUUGGUGGUGUGUCUUGCAACAGAAUCAUAUUUUUAACAUUAAUGGUAAAAAUAGUGUUAAAAUAUACAAAUUAAAUACUUUUUUUCACCAGUGUAAGAUCAUCAUACUUGUAGAAAAUGUUUAUUUCUGUACUUUGUAUGAUUUCUAUGAUAAUCAAUAUUUUCAGAUUUCAGAAAAACAUUUUCUGCAGUAAACAGUUGUUGACUAAAUUGUUAACUUAUGACUUGUAAACUUUUAUCCCAUGAAAUAGGAAAUUAGCUGCAUCAUAACACAUGCAAUUAUUGUGUUUUAUUAUUAUUUAUGUACACCUUCAAGUCGUACAUGUUUAAAAUAUUGUAAUGGGUUUCUUAUUACUGCUUCUAGAGUAUCUUUUGUUCAUUGAUUUAAACCUAUGACCCACUAUUGCCAGGACUCAAGUCCCAAGCAGAUAGACCUCACCUUGACUAUUUGAUUGGAUGUUAUAAUCAUAUGAUGAAAUAGAUGCAGAUAUCUUAAUCUCUUUUCCUUAAUUGUGUAGAAUUAAUGUGAUAAACAAAUAAUUGUUUUCUUGAAAAUCAUAUCAAAUGAAAGGUUAAUGGCAUUUUACAAUACACAUGAAUGUGGCAACUUUCCAUUUUUUGCAUUCAGAAGCCUAACGAAUUGAUAGUGUAGAUAUUGUUUUAACCCAGGCUUAAACCAGGUAUAUAAAUACCAGGAACACAUGUCUGUAGAUCAAUACUCUCCUUUUUUUGUCUCACUUGACAACUUAAAGUUGAAUAAACAUUUUACCUUUAUUUCUAUAUAACACAUGUAAGGUUGACAAUACACAAGUGAAGAAGUUUUGUCAUAUAAUACUUCAUGUCUUUUAUUUCUGUAUAACACAUGUAAGGUUGACAAUACAAAAGUGAAGAAGUUUUGUCAUAUAAUACUUCAUGUCUUUUAUUUCUGUAUAACACAUGUAAGGUUGACAAUACACAAGUGAAGAAGUUUUGUCAUAUAAUAUCUCAUGUCUUUGAAAGUUUAAUUAUAGCAAGGCAACAAUGCAUUUGUAUGGUGAAAAAAAAGUUUAAUUAUUAUUCAUUAGUUCAAAAAUUUGUUCAUUUGGCUACAUGUGCAUUUAGUAAGUGUAAUCUACAUAUAUCCAACAUCCAACAUGUUUUAAUACAGAUACUAUGUUUAUCCCAUUAUUCUGUUACUGAAUGUUCAUUUCAUUAUUAGCUUUUAUAUGAAAAAUAAGUACAUGUUUUUUAACAGUCCUGCAUUUAGUUAGAUAAGACAAACAUGGCAUACUAUCUGAUAUUUGACAGCUUAAAAUGUGUUAAAACCUUUGCUAAGUUAUGAUAGAAGGACUUAAGAAACUUAGUUUCUGUUAAUAAAGGAUUCAAUAAUUAUUAUACUUCGAUUAAUAAUCCUCAUUGUACACAUUUGUCAUGUUUACUGCAACAAUGAAUGUAAUGUUACUAGAACUUUGUUCUUAUGAGAUAGAUUUAGCUGCAAGUAGACUUAUACUGAUAGCAAGAGUUCUCAGCAGAGGAUAUGCUACUGUGUUUUGCUUUUGUCAGUGUGGAAAAGCUGAUCAACUGAGAUAUUUUGGAAGGAUAACAUUGGUCAAAUGAAUGCCGUCCAUAUCAAAAUAUUGUUGCUUCGGUGUUAUAUUUAAAAGAUUCAAUACGUUAGGUAAGUUUUAUUGUUUGCUUCUUGGAUGUUGCUUUUAAACAUUGGAUACUAUGUAUCUCAUGACCAAAUUCAGCAAAAUGAUGAAGCAUGUUCUCUGCUGACUAAAAGAAUGGGUAAUGAUGGUCAACAUUAUUUUUCAAUAAUGAUGUGAAUAUUCUGAUACUGUCAAAUCAUUUGUUUUUUUCUUGAACAUAUCAUUAACAAAUUUGAUAAAUUUAAUUAUGCCUUACAGGAAUAAUCAAUCUUUCAACUUUCAUAUAUAAUUUUAUGAAGCUUUCAACAUUUGUAGCAUGACCCUGAAGCUAUCAUUUUAAAUGAUGAUUAUUCAAUGUGUUGAUGGUGUACCAUUUAAAGCCUUAUUUCUUUCAGACACAGGUAUAUUUAUUUUGUUAAGUUUAAUGUCUUAUAACCUUUUCAUAAUUUAGCCGUACUAGUACUAUAUGAUCUAGGAUUGAUGUGUAAAACACAUGUUUUUGGUACAUUUUGAGAUAAAUCGUGAUAAUACACUCUACAUAGUAACUGUAAAUUUUAACUCUGCUUUCCUAUGUAUUAUUCAACAAGUUUUUUUCUUGUGGUCAAAAAAUACUGCACAAUGCUCUUUAGCUCUUUUUUGAUACAUGUGACUUUUGUUCACAAGCACAUCACAUAUUAAUGCAUUCUUACAGCAAUUCAAGUUUUGCAAUUAAUAAUGUGUAAGAAUUUGUAAACAUGUGAUUUUUGGUUGUGCUGGUUGUUUUUUAUUAGGUGUAUUACACUUGUUGGUAACCAUUAUUUUCAUCUCAGUCUGAAAAUAUGUACGAUAGGAUAUAAGAGUUAUUUUGUCAAAAAUCAAUGUAUUUAAGGCUCUAUUUUCCUGGAAAGACUUGUGAACAAUGCUGUAUUAACAGUAUAGUAAAACAUCGAUAUUUUAAAUAUAUAUAUAUAAGGUAAUCACGUUUCCCGUUUCCGAGUUUAUGUAAUUAGGACUGAUCCGGUUACGUAAACUUUUAGGCACUGUUCAGGCCGUAUAGGUAUAAAUAUGUUUAGCUUAAUGUGAUUUUGUUUUAAAAUAUAUGUGCAAGUACAAAAUGUGUCAGAAGAAUAAAGCAAAAGUAAUAAAUGAAAGUUGUAGACCAACUUUAAAAAAAUAUGAACAGAAGGUUUGAAAUUUAAAAUCAGUAUUUUGUUUUUCUGAAAAAUAAGGCGAGAACAUUUCUCGUUAUAUUACUAAUAACAAUAUUAAUGUAUUUUUUCGGUAAAUAUAUAAUAAGUGAA
Molecule: messenger RNA, 4649 nt
Organism: Limulus polyphemus (Atlantic horseshoe crab)
Lineage: Eukaryota; Metazoa; Arthropoda; Merostomata; Xiphosura; Limulidae
Product: RNA binding protein fox-1 homolog 1-like
Exons: 10
Coding region: 1-921 (306 amino acids)
Biological process (GO): nervous system development; regulation of alternative mRNA splicing, via spliceosome
Cellular component (GO): nucleus; cytoplasm
Molecular function (GO): mRNA binding
Source: RefSeq, a predicted model, not a curated record